Messenger RNA from Bombus terrestris (buff-tailed bumblebee), 8010 nucleotides. RefSeq names its product phospholipid-transporting ATPase ID (gene ATP8B). The transcript is spliced from 17 exons. The record is from RefSeq and is a predicted model, not a curated record. Gene Ontology annotation, biological process: phospholipid translocation; Golgi organization. Gene Ontology annotation, cellular component: plasma membrane. Gene Ontology annotation, molecular function: ATP hydrolysis activity; ATP binding; ATPase-coupled intramembrane lipid carrier activity. Lineage: Eukaryota; Metazoa; Arthropoda; Insecta; Hymenoptera; Apidae. The coding region runs from base 2677 to 6969 and encodes 1430 amino acids.
UGCUCGUCAGUCGAGAAUGGCGUAAGCUUCCGACCGGACGGCCUUUCCGAUCGGUAUACACGCUAGAACGUUUCUCAUUCUUCGUGAUCCACGAGACGCCGGAGGAUCGGUAUCGCGAAACGUGAGUUUACAUCCUCGAGUUGUUCUUCUACGAUCAUUUCCUUCGUUUUCUUUCACUUUUUCAUCGACGAAUGAAAGUUGCCAGUUAAACGUGCUCGAUUUUACCAAGUGCCUCUCUUUGUUACAUUCCGUCAAGUUACACGCGGCUGAUCAAAUACAAAAGCACUUACUUGUUAAAUAAAAAACAGAAAUAGCAUAAUCGUCACAAAGUGGAAGAUUCGUACAGUGACAUAGAGUGUCUGUUAUUUUAACUCUGCGAUCACUUCAGUUUCCAAAGCUGAAACUUUUGCGAAUUCGCGGGAACGUCGACGAACCUCGUGGCCAAGUUUGAUAAUUAUCAGUGACAGUAACGAGUGUGAAAUUGCUGGAAAAUAACUCGUUUCUAUCUGCAAAGAUUUGAAGAAAUAGAUAAACCGAGUGAUCGUGGUCGAUCGGUUAAAAUUGAACGCAAGGUCGGCCGUGUUCCUCGAAAGUUAUUUUUUUAAACGGUCGUCGAACUUGUGUAUUUCUCAGCUUCUUCGAUCGAUUUCGUUCGAAGGAAUAACGUCGAUAAAAAUCGAGAUUCCCCACGGUUGAAGAAGAUUGAAAAGAUCGUUGAUGGAAUUGGUUCAGUUUUUCGAGCAACGUAGUUUCGAAAGUCGUGAUUUCGUUACCGCUCGACUCCUUGAAUCUACCUAGGGGAAGGUGGUCGAUCGCUACGAAGGAUUUCUCGCAACCUUGACCCACUGGGAUCAAUUCGUUGUUACGAUUAUAAAACACGUUGGACGAACUAUGCUUCGGAUCGAAGCCUUAUAGAUAUUUUUCGCCGAUGAGAAAAUAUGGUUUUUUUUAUCUGAACGGUGAACAGUUCAGCAACAUUUUUAAAGUGUUCCCUCGACGAACAAUGUUUCCGUGCUGGUUGGACACGAUUUUCGUGGUUGCCGAGGUAUAAGUUUGGAACUGAAAAUUUAUGUACGUUUUUGGUUUUAUGGUGACAAAAGGUGAGAACGUCAGAACGUGUGAUUUCUACUAUGCGAAGACAUGAAUUCUGGUGCUCUUCAAGCGUGUGCUCGCAAAGCUCAGUGUGGGAGGGGGUAAGUGAAACUUGGCGACGAGCAGGGAAGGUGUUCUCGGACACCAAAAGCUGGGGCACCCUGACGAGGAGGUCCUGGAGGAGGAGGUGGGUCGUAGGAGAGAGGAAAGAAAGGAGGUGACCAUUCACCCCACAUGGACGCCACCCCCAAAGGACCCCCCGUACCCCCCACACCGGAUAUCCUGUCACCAUUAUUUAGCCGCAGAAUAUCCGACCUGAACGUAAGGGCACCGUUCUUUGCCCUGCAUUGUCCUCAACGUUCUCGUCGAAUAUCGAGACAUCCGACACUUGAUGCUUGUCGUACGAAGGAAACGGCCGCCUACGCGUCAUCUUUAUCUUAUACGUGCCUCAAUUUCUCUCGUCUUUUUCGCCGUAAAUUGAAACAAUUGCCGAUUCUCUAUCUCCACGUUGUCGAUAAUAAUAAUCAACUUCUUGGAACACGGAAGUCGAACAUCCGGAGUAACGGUAAAACGAUAUUAAUUGCAAUAUCGGGAAGAUACACUGGUUCCUGGUGUCCAUUGGCGAGGACCACUGUCGAUUCGCGAACGACAGCUCCAGCUGCGAGAAACAACGUAACAGCGCACGUAACAAUAUCACAAUUGUCAAACGGGAGCAGCAGGUCAUUUUUUACCCUCGUUUUUACACCACGGCGGACGUGCCGUAAGUUUGAUGCAUUUUUUACAAAAUCAGUCGCCAAGCGUCUUCGAGCUGAGGAAGUACUUUUAACAGGCGUCACAUCUCGCGCGAAACAUAUCUACAGACUCCGUCCAAAAGCGCCUAACUCCGAGCUGCAGCCUAACAGACCACACAAACAAUGUCGCGCAGCGCUGCCACGCGUCCUAUGCAAGAAACCCCCUUCAACCACGUAGGAAGUCCGCGCCAUCACUAGCAGAUAUCGAAAAUUACGCCUUGUUACGAUAGAUCUUCUUUCAACGACCUCAAAUGGUUCCAGUCUUCGUUACGAAAACAUUGUAUUGAUAUUGUCACGUGACACUAUCGCUACGUAUUUGUUGUUCCUUCGGUAGAAGAAUCAUCGUAGAGGAAACAACGUGAAAUUACGCUACGACGAUUUCUUGUGAACUAACCAACGACGUUGGCCAAAUCAAAACUGAAAAACACGUGCGAUAAAAUCAUCGGAUUGUCGGUGAUACUUCAUUAAGUGGUUAUUCACGAAAAAUAGUGAGAUCCUCGUAACACAAAAUAGUACAUGUUACUAUUAGAAAAAAGAUGCCGGUUAAAAGACACAACCAUCGAAUGAUUAGUAGAAACGUGAACGUAAACAGGCAUCGUGAUUCAACGAAAACAGAGCUAACAGGCUAAUGCCGUCCUGCACCUGCAAUGAUUCGCGAGGACGAAGAAGAGGAGGGACCCAGGUGGAAAUAUGUAAGAGGCGAGGCGGACAUCGUCUCGUCGGCACGGCUAAAGUGCCACGAGGAAGAAGAGGUUGGCCUUAUACAAGGUUUAUAGUUUGCGUAGGAUAGACGAUGAGCGUCGAGGUUGACACGCUGGAACUCGAGGUCUUCGAGGUGAAGGACUGCGACGAGGCGGACAAAGUCUCGGUAGCGUGCACUGCGACAAAAUCGGACGCGGAAGAUAGCCGGAAAGGAUCGACGACUGCCGCGUCAGUGUGCAAUGAUGACGAGAAUUCUGGUACCCGACGAAAAAAGAAGAAACGUCGAAAAACUAGGAAAAAACUGCAGCUGCAACAAUUACAGUUGGAAUCUACCGACAGCCAAGUGCAUUCGGUGGUGAAUCUGCCGUCGUCUUCCGACGAAGUCGAGGCGGUUGGCGAAUGUUCGAAAAGAGACUCAUCCAGCAGCUUAGGUGGCACGAGCAGGCAUAACACCCUAAGGGAAUCUUUGCUCACCGUGCUAGGCAAGCUGGUGAUCUGGAAAGGCACUAGGUACCGUUCGUCUACCGCUGCGUCUUCUUCACCCUCCGCACCGCCAAAUUCACCGCCCGCGACCGAGUGCAUAGGACGUAGCACUUCCUUUUUUUCCAGCGAAACGGAGAGGAGAAUUCGCGCCAAUAAUCGCGAGUUCAACUCACAGUUUAAUUAUGCGAACAACUACAUCAAGACGUCCAAGUAUUCGGUUCUGACGUUCCUACCGUUAAAUUUGUUCGAGCAAUUUCAGCGGCUCGCUAACUUUUACUUCCUAUGCCUGCUGGUGCUUCAGAUGAUCCCCGCUAUCUCCUCCUUGACCCCCAUCACCACAGCCAUACCCCUUAUAGGGGUGCUCAUGCUCACUGCCGUCAAAGAUGCCUACGACGAUUUUCAACGGCACAGCAGUGACUCGCAAGUGAACAAUCGCAAAUCUCAAACGUUGCGAGGUACUAGUCUUCGUGAAGAGAAAUGGUCGCAAGUGCAAGUAGGCGAUGUAAUUAGAAUGGAAAACGAUCAAUUUGUCGCAGCCGACGUGCUUCUUUUAUCUACUAGUGAGCCAAAUGGUCUUUGUUAUAUCGAAACCGCAGAAUUAGAUGGGGAGACGAAUUUGAAGUGUCGGCAAUGUUUACCUGAAACUGCCGAAAUGAUGGAUAAUCAUGAAUUGAUUGGUCAAUUUGACGGAGAAAUUGUUUGCGAAACUCCUAAUAAUUUGUUGAAUAAAUUUGAUGGUACUCUUACGUGGAAAGGACGAAAAUACCCAUUGGACAACGACAAAAUUAUAUUACGAGGUUGCGUGCUCCGAAACACGCAAUGGUGCUAUGGCGUGGUCAUCUUUGCAGGCAAGGAUACCAAAUUAAUGCAAAACUCAGGGAAGACCAAAUUUAAGAGGACUUCUAUAGAUAGGCUGCUGAAUCUUCUCAUCAUCGGGAUAGUGUUCUUCUUACUUUCUAUGUGUUUGUUCUGUAUGAUCGGCUGUGGUAUUUGGGAAAGUCUUGUAGGCCGUUAUUUUCAAGUGUAUCUACCCUGGGACUCAUUGGUGCCUAACGAGCCUAUGGCAGGUGCCACAGUGAUCGCUCUGCUUGUGUUCUUUUCUUAUGCUAUCGUAUUGAACACAGUGGUGCCAAUCAGUUUAUACGUGAGUGUCGAAGUUAUCAGAUUCGUUCAGUCGUUUUUGAUCAACUGGGAUGAAGAGAUGUACUAUGCACCUACGAACACACACGCUAAAGCAAGGACUACUACAUUAAACGAGGAGUUGGGACAAAUAGAAUAUAUAUUUUCCGAUAAAACCGGAACAUUAACACAGAAUAUCAUGACUUUUAACAAGUGUUCUGUGGCAGGAAAAUGUUAUGGGGACAUUAUCGACGAUGUUACCGGGGAAGUCGUCGAUGUAAGUGAGACGAACAAAGCUGCCCAAACACCUACGAUGCGAUGGAAAAAUGGACAAGAAUUUGUUCAAGUUUAUACACCUAUAAGUGGUCCAAACGUACGUCUACUGGAACAGGUGGAUAGGAUAUCCAAUAUAAUUGGAGAGCCAGGCCCAAUUGGCAGUCCGAUGGUUCCACAUAAACUUUCUACAUUCCCAGCAUUGGAUUUCUCCUUCAACAAGGAUUAUGAACCGGAAUUCAAGUUCUAUGAUUCUGCGUUACUCGAUGCUGUAAGAGGGAAUAACGAAGAUGUUCAUAGUUUCUUUCGAUUGUUGGCACUUUGUCAUACUGUUAUGCCGGAAGAAAAAAACGGCAAGCUAGAAUAUCAAGCACAGUCACCAGAUGAGGCUGCCCUUGUAUCUGCCGCUAGAAACUUUGGUUUUGUAUUCAAAGAGAGAUCUCCAAAUAGUAUAACAAUUGAAGUUAUGGGAAAACGUGAAAUAUACGAGCUACUUUGCAUUUUGGACUUUAAUAAUGUUAGGAAAAGAAUGUCUGUAAUUUUGAGGAAGGACGGACAUCUUAGGCUAUAUUGCAAAGGAGCGGACAAUGUUAUUUAUGAACGAUUAAAAAAAGGCAGUGAGGAUAUCACGUCAAAAACAUUGGAACAUCUUAAUAAAUUUGCGGGUGAGGGCUUACGAACAUUGUGCCUUUCGGUCAGAGAUCUAGAUGAACAAUUUUUCAAUGAUUGGAAGCAACGUCAUCAAGAAGCUGCCAUGAGUCAAGAAAAUAGGGAUGAUAAAUUGGAUGCGAUUUAUGAAGAAAUAGAAAAGGAUAUGACAUUAUUAGGCGCUACUGCCAUUGAAGAUAAGUUGCAAGAUGGUGUACCUCAAGCUAUUGCUAAUUUAGCUCUGGCUGGUAUUAAAAUCUGGGUAUUAACUGGUGACAAACAAGAAACAGCUAUCAAUAUUGGCUAUUCCUGCCAGUUGCUGACAGAUGAUCUUACAGAUGUUUUUAUAGUAGACUCCACUACUUAUGACGGUGUCGAAAAUCAGUUAUCGCGAUACUUGGAAACUAUCAAAACAACUUCUGGUCAUCAAAAUCGGCCAACUCUCUCCGUUGUCACAUUCAGGUGGGACAAGGAAAGCAGCGAUACUGAAUACAAUCCUAGCAGAGAUGAACAAGAUGAGCAUGAGAUGGAACAAGCAACAGGAUUCGCGGUGGUUAUUAAUGGGCAUUCCUUAGUUCAUGCAUUACAUCCGCAACUUGAGCAACUUUUCCUCGAUGUAUCAAGCCAAUGUAAAGCUGUGAUAUGUUGUCGCGUAACUCCUUUACAAAAAGCAAUGGUAGUCGAAUUAAUAAAGAAAAAUAAAAAUGCUGUGACUCUGGCAAUUGGUGAUGGAGCAAACGAUGUUUCAAUGAUAAAAACAGCUCAUAUAGGUGUUGGCAUCAGUGGGCAAGAAGGAUUACAAGCUGUACUAGCAUCCGACUAUUCCAUAGGACAGUUUAGAUUUUUGGAAAGAUUACUUCUCGUUCAUGGGAGAUGGUCAUACUAUAGAAUGAGCAAAUUUCUUAGAUAUUUUUUUUAUAAGAAUUUUGCGUUUACAUUAUGUCACAUCUGGUUUGCCUUUUUCUGUGGAUUUAGCGCACAGACUGUAUUUGAUCCUAUGUAUAUUUCUGUCUACAACCUCUUUUAUACGUCAUUACCCGUAAUGGCAGUCGGUAUAUUUGAUCAAGAUGUUAAUGAUAAAAAUAGUUUAAUGUACCCAAAACUUUAUGCACCCGGAUUACAAAAUUUACUUUUUAAUAAAAAGGAAUUUUGCUGGAGUGCUAUACAUGGAUUUUUUGCUAGCUGUGUAUUAUUUUUAGUUCCAUAUGGAACGUAUAAGGAUGGAGUAUCACCAAAGGGCUAUGUACUUUCUGAUCAUAUGUUACUAGGAAGUGUUGUAGCUACUAUAUUAGUCAUAGUCGUGACUGUCCAAAUAGCCCUUGAUACAUCAUAUUGGACAAUUGUUAAUCAUAUUAUGGUUUGGGGCUCGCUCAUUUGGUAUUUUAUUUUAGAUUAUUUCUAUAACUUUGUCAUAGGUGGUAGUUAUGUUGGCAGUCUUACAAUGGCAAUGUCGGAAGCGACAUUUUGGUUCACGGCAGUCAUUUCGUGUAUCAUAUUAGUAAUACCUGUACUGUCAUGGAGAUUCUUCUUCAUAGAUGUAAGACCAACAUUGUCUGACAGAGUUAGACUUAAGCAGAGAUUGGCACAACUUCGCUCUCGCCAAAGUCAAGAUAUACUUCGUACACCAUCUACAAGACGAACACGACGAUCUCUUCGUUCAGGAUACGCUUUCGCGCAUCAAGAAGGUUUUGGCAAACUCAUUACAUCUGGCAAAAUUAUGCGAAAAUUACCGAAUGGUGCAGAUUUUAAGUUCGCCAUGCCGUUUACGAACAAUACCAGUAAACAAGUCAGUGUUGCCACUACGUCACCAAAGGACAAUGCAUCCAAAAAUUCGCACACAUUGGAUACUAUUAAUCUAUAAUUUGGACAUUAUAUUGUAAGUCUUUUUACCAUCUAUUAAAUUUCGGAUGAAUGAUUUGUGAAGCCGUAGCAACAUUAAUAUAAACAAAAAUUAACAUUCUUUUGCAAAUUAAUUUUUUAUUUCAACACCAAUCGAAUUUUCUAAAUACUAUAUUAGAUCAUGAUGUUUCAUUAUAUUUACAUUAUGUUCUUGUUACAUGUAAGACACAAAAAUUAUAUGUACUUGUAUGCAUUGCAAUAACUAAAAAAUAUCUGCUAGCUUAUUAGAUUCAAUCUUUCUGUAUCAAUGCUUCAAAAAUUUAAGUAAUCGAAUUUCAUAUGACAAUAAAGCAUUAAUUGUUUGCAUAAGAAAGUUUACAUACUAGUAUCUACUAAAAAAUACUAUUUCUUUUUUCACCAGAAGCUAUUGUUAGUUAAAGAUUAUUUUAAUACAAUGCAUUUUUUAUAUGAUCAAUAAUUAUUCUAGACUCUUAAGAAAAAUUUUAUACUGUGGAUAGAUUAAUUAUAUUUUUAAAUAUAUAUUUGUUAGUUUUACUACUUAUAUAUUUUUUUAUAUAUGUAUAUAGUUCCUCAACAGCAGAACUUUAGAAUGAUUUUUCUUAAAUCAAAAUGAAAUUAAGUAGCAACUAGUUUAUAAAUCUGAUCAUUUUUGUACGUGUAAAAAUUAUAUUUUAAAUAAGUUACUUCAAUCUGAUACAUGAGAUUUAUGUUAUAAAGAGUCUAGAAUAAAAAGGAUCUCAAAUUCAAAGAAUUCUUCGAGCCAUUGACAAUGACUUCUGAAAAAUUCUCAAAUAGUACACAUGAAGAAAAAUGCACAGGUUGAUUUAUGAUUAUGCAUUUUUUGCUUAUUAUGUGAAAAAAGGAAAAGGAAUCAAAUUUCUUGAAAGCCAUUGUAUGAUAGGAACUGCUAUUAUCUACUUGCUGUCUAUAUUAAUUGUUUAGCCAUUCAUUGAAAUUAAUCAAUUUACUAUUAUUUGUUAACUUGUUACUGUGAAUAGAAAUGUUAAUUUAAUAAAGUCAUGAUAAUGACAAAUCAACAUCA